Molecule: messenger RNA, 4016 nt
Organism: Pyrgilauda ruficollis (rufous-necked snowfinch)
Lineage: Eukaryota; Metazoa; Chordata; Aves; Passeriformes; Passeridae
Gene: OIT3
Product: oncoprotein induced transcript 3
Exons: 12
Coding region: 1883-3544 (553 amino acids)
Molecular function (GO): calcium ion binding
Source: RefSeq, a predicted model, not a curated record
UAGAUGUUAUGGUGACUUGGGAUAGUGUCUUCUCUGGGAAUGCUGGGGCAUCUCCUGCUUUAAAGCACUUUUGAGAACUUGAUAGGGCCUGUAGGUGCCACCUUUGGGACUCCAAUUUGCCAUGUUGCAGUUCAUUUCUCUGUGUUAAUUGUCAGCUGUCAGUCACUUCCAUGUACCUGUCAAAACCUUGUUAUAACAGGCUCAUCUAGCAGCUACAAAACAGAAGCAGCUGGUGAAGGAUGGUUCAGGGAGCUGCACACACCUGUGACACAAACAGAGCAUUCCAUUCAGGCUUGUCAGUUUUAUUUACCUGGCAUCAUGAGAACCAGCGUUUCAAUGAAAGUGGCAAAAUAGAAAUUCCAGUGGCUUGCUGUAUUAUUCUCUGUUCAAUUUUAGUUUCUCUUCUGGGAAUUCACAUAGUCUCCUCUUGAGGGUUAUCUGCCUUGAUAGCUUUGUGUAGUGAAUCUCUUCUCUUUUCCUGUUGUUGGAAAAACCUUUCUGGUACUGCACAGCUGUCAGCACAAUAGAGCCACAGGAAUUUUUUUUUUUCCUUAUGGGAGCAAUAACAGUAAUUUAUUUGGAGAUUUUUUUGUUGUUCCCUACAGUCAUUCACCACUGAAAAAAGACUCCUGUGCUGGAGUAGAGUAGAGCUGCACAUGGUAUUUCACUCCCAGGAGCACACCCUGACAGAGAGAGGCCAUUGAGAAUUUUCUGUAAUGUACAGUCCCUGUAAGACAGACAAGCACCCAACUCCCUGCCUUGUUCAAAUUCAUCGUAAAUCGUAAAUAUUCAAAUCGUAAAUGUUCAAAUUCAUUGUAAAUAAUGGAGCCACUUUUUCCUGCUGGGAUUUGAAGUUGGUGUUAUUUCUUAGGCCAGCCUGCUGCAGAAAUGCAGGAUGCCAAGGGAAUGAAGGGAAUGGAGAAAUUCCCACAUUUGCCUGAUUGUGUGAUUACUGUAGGCUCAGCUGCACUCAUUGCUGAUGGAGAGCUCUUUGGGGUGGGGUGAGAGGGGAGAACCCUUUCUGGGUUUGCUGUAGUUAAGAACACAUUUCAGCAUGCUGCAUCUAGAGCUUGUGGCUGUCCCCUGCAACUCAGCCCAGUUUGGUUUGAGCUAGUCAGGAGAGGUUCUUAGAUACUCUUAGAUACAUCAAAAUUAACUUCAUGACGUUGGGAUUGGUUUAUUUUUUCAAGACAAGAGAUUGUAAGAGCUCUGCAGAAAAGUCUUUACUUGCCUUGCUUGACAAUCUUGCUGCAGUGGUCAGGUUGUGUGACCAGGAGUGGCAAGGGCCUCUGUGUAGCCUAGGAACAGCUCAUUUCCCUGUGGGACACCAGUGUUUCACUUUGACUGAUGUUCCCAUUGUAGCUCUGCUCCAGGCACUCCUCUGCAAUCUGUGCUCGGAAGGAUCAGUGCUGCUCCUUUGGCCACUAUUUCCUGCAGUUAAGGCUCCUUAGCUGGUGUUUUCUGCCUGGAGGGAGCUAUGGAGUGUGACUUGUGGAAGGAGCACAGAUAACAAGCACCCAUCUGUUCUUCUUUUCCAUCCCUUCGGGAUGUCCGGGUGUCCCUGGUUAGAAUUCUUCUCUGGAUAAGAUACUGGAGGUGUCACUGCAGGGCAGUCAGGGCAGAAAACAAUAGCAGGUCAAGUCCAAAAAACAAGAUUGAUCAGUGAGUAUAUCCCUGCUGUCAGUAAGGGGCAGAGCUGCUCUGGGGAGGUCAAGGCUGGAGCUGUAGCCAUGUCCCUUCAGCUUCUUCCUCUGAUAAACUUGCUCUUCUGGAAGCCUGGAGUCAGAAGCUCCACUGAGAGGGAGGCUGCAAGAGGCACAGCCUGUACAAGGACUUCGAAGCCUCUGUCCCUUGAGUGGUGGCUCUUCCUUGGCUCAGUGGGAUGUUCCAGUACUUGUUUUUCUGUAUCUACUUUGUCAUUCAGCUCCAGCCAGUGUCUUCGAUGGCCCUGGACCCCUGCUCUGCCUACAUCAGCCUGAACGAGCCCUGGAGGAACACGGAGCACCGCAUCAACGGCUCGCACGGGCAGCCCACGUGCGACAGCGGCAUCGACGGCGAGUGGUACCGCUUCACGGGCAUGGCGGGCGACGCCAUGCCCACCUUCUGCAUCCCCGAGAACCACUGCGGCACCCACGCUCCCGUCUGGAUGAACGGCAGCCACCCGCGCCCGGCCGACGGCAUCGUGCGGCGCCAGGCCUGCGCCAGCUUCAGCGGCAACUGCUGCCUCUGGAACACCACCAUCGAGGUCAAGGCCUGCCCGGGGGGGUACUACGUGUACCACCUCACCAAGCCCAGCGUCUGCUUCCACGCCUACUGCGGGCAUUUUUAUGACAUCUGUGAUGUGGUGGAUUGCCAGGACUCCUGCCUGGACACCGGUGACUGCACGUGUUCCCCGGGUACGACACUCGGACCUGAUGGCCAGACAUGCCUUGAUGAAAAUGAGUGUGAGCAGAACAACGGGGGCUGCAGUGAGUUCUGUGUUAACCUGAAGAAUUCCUUCCGCUGUGAGUGCGGGGUCGGGCGCACGCUGGGAAGUGAUGGCAAAACCUGUGAAGAAAUUGAAGGCUGUCACAAUAACAAUGGAGGCUGCAGCCAUACCUGCAUUGAAGUGGAAGGCACCUACCAGUGUGAAUGUCCAAGGGGACUUGUGCUGUCAGAAGACAACCACACUUGCCAGGUUCCAGUGCUGUGCAAGUCCAGCUCUAUUGAGGUGAACAUCCCAAAGGACCUGGUUGGAGGCCUGGACCUUUCCCUCAUCAACACUUCGUGCAAAGGCGUGUCCAAUGGCACUCAUGUCAACAUCCAUUUCUCCCUGAAGUCCUGUGGAACCGUUGUAGAUGUAAUCAAUGACAAAAUCAUUGCCACCAACCUGGUGACUGGCUUGCCCAAGCAGACGCCGGGGAGCAACGGGGACAUCAUUGUGCGCACCAGCAAGCUGCUGAUCCCGGUGACCUGCGAGUUCCCACGCCGCUACACCAUCUCCGAGGGCUACGUGCCCAACCUCAAGAACUCUCCCUUGGAAAUCAUGAGCCGUAACCAGGGCGUCUUCCCUUUCACCCUGGAGAUCUUCAAGGACAAAGACUUUGAUGAGCCCUACAGAGGUGAUCUUCCCACCCUCAAGCUUCGGGACUCCCUGUACUUUGGGAUUGAGCCCUUGGUGCACAUUAGUGGACUGGAGACACUGGUGGAGAGCUGCUUUGCCACUCCCACCUCCAAAAUUGAUGAGAUCCUGAAGUACUACCUGAUUCAAGAUGGCUGUGUUUCUGAUGAUUCCGUGAAGCAGUACACGUCAAAGGACCAUCUUGCCAAGCACUUCCAGGUUCCUGUGUUCAAGUUUGUGGGCAAAGACAACAAGGAGGUGUUCCUGCACUGCCGCAUCCUGGUGUGCGGGGCGCUGGACGAGACCUCGCGCUGCGCCCAGGGCUGCCGGAGACGCGUGCGCAGGUCGGCUGAGCAGCGGGAGGAGCAGCAGGACAAGGAAUCUGUUCACGUGGCAAACCACCUCCUGACAGGCGGCCCCAUCAGGAUCGACUUUGAUGACUGACACCCACCCUCUGGAACAGCAUCCCUGGCCUUCCUUAUCACUGCCUUCUGUUGCGGUUGUUUGAGAAAUCAGAGCUGCAGCUGCUGUGAUCCUUACCCUUGCUGGGUUCCUCCCAUGCUGGUGACCCCCCACGGUCACCCUUCAGCUGCAGCUGUGCCAGAAGAGCCCCAGGGACCCAGGUUCCUGAUGAUGGGAAUUAAGCACAAGCUCCACUGCUCUGCAGGGUGAAGUCCAGGGAUGCCUGUGGUGUACAGACCCCAGAGGUUUUGGUCAUGGAAGAGGCCAGCCUGACCUUCCCACAUAUUUGCCACUCCUGGAAAAGAGACCCUCAACAGCUGAUCCUGCUUUCAGCCCAGCAUUAUCUGCCCUCCCCGCUUGCAGCCCUUUAGUGCUGAGUGCUCCCAGUGGAGACACAAGUUUAGUGUAGAACAGGAAUUUGGGGCAGGAGCAGCUCCUGCACCUGCCCAGUGAG